Messenger RNA from Marmota flaviventris (yellow-bellied marmot), 3977 nucleotides. NCBI's taxonomy places the organism in Eukaryota, Metazoa, Chordata, Mammalia, Rodentia, Sciuridae. The record is from RefSeq and is a predicted model, not a curated record.
GCGGGCAGCCUGGGAGAGGCUGGAGAGGCUGGGGCUUGACGUGGGCGCAGAGGGAGGGUCCUCGCCUUCUCCCCCGCCCCAUUUCCGGAGCCAGCCAGCGCUGGAGCUUUGUAAAGAUGCUGGCGUUGGGCCGCUUGGUGGUGAUGACAUCAUCGUCACACAGGAGCUGGGCUGCCGGGGGCUUUAAGAGGGGAAGAUCUAUUCGGACCACCCCUGCGCUCACGCUUACACUAGCGCGCUCCGGGCAGAGCCGUGCGCGCCGGCUCUUCUGCGCGCACACCUAGGCGCGCUCCAGCCGUACUCGCGCACACACUGCCUUGGCGCUCGCCCCCAGGGCCCCGGCUCCGGCCGCGAGCCGCAGCUCUCUGCCAUCUCUACUACGGAUGCCAGCGGCUGCUGCCAUCUGCAGUGCAGCAGCCCCGGCCACCGGCCGGCCCGCCCCGGGCCCCCGGCUGGAGGAACCGCGCCAGGACGCUGGCCCUGCUCGCGGCUAGCCUGCACGCCAGGGCGCAGCGAGGAUGGGAGGGUCGCAGUCCCUGCAGCUAGCCCCAGCCAGCGACCUGAACCAGGAGGUUUCCGAGGCCAUGAGUUCUGACUCUGAAGAAGCAUUUGAGACCCCGGAGUCAACGACCCCUGUCAAAGCUCCACCAGCCCCACCUCCGCCACCCCCUGAAGUCAUCCCAGAGCCUGAGGUCAGCGCACCACCAGCCCCGGAAGAACCAGGAUGUGGCUCUGAGACGGUCACCGUCCCUGAUGGCCCACGCAGCGACUCCGUGGAAGGCAGCCCCUUCCGCCCUCCACACUCCUCCUCUGCCGUCUUCGAUGAGGACAAGCCGAUAGCCAGCAGCGGGACUUACAACUUAGACUUUGACAGCAUCGAGCUGGUGGAUAACCUCCAGAGCUUGGAGCCUCGGCCCUCGGACUGUAAGAGCCAAGAGUGCAAGGCCACCGUGCGGAGGAAGUCCACCGAGUCCGUGCCCCCUGCCAAGUCCACGCUGUCCCGCUCCCUGAGCCUGCAGGCCGGUGACUUUGAUGGUGCUUCCUGCUCAGGCAGCCCCGAGGCCGCGGCCCUCGCCCCGGACGCAGGCAGCACAGGCUCGUGCAGUGCUUCCAGUACCCUCAAGCGAACUAAAAAACCCAGGCCACCGUCCCUAAAAAAGAAGCAGAGCACCAAGAAGCCUACAGAAACCCCCCCAGUGAAGGAGACCCAGCAGGAGCCAGCGGAGGAGAGUCCGGUCCCCAACGAGGAGUAUCUGGCGUCGGAGACGAAGACGGAGCCGGCCGCGGCAGAGGGCUCAGGGUCCCCCUCGUCGGAAGAGACGCCCCCGGAGCCUGCCGCUGCACCCAAAGCCGCCUGUCCUCUGGACCCAGAGUGUGCCGAGGGCGCCAGCCCCUUGGCUUCUGGAGGUGGCAGGGUGCAGAACUCACCUCCUGUUGGGAGGAAAACGUUGCCUCUUACCACGGCCCCCGAGGCCGCGGAGGAGACCCCGUUGGAUAGUGGGGGGCAAGAGGACUCCCCGGCCAGAGGGCUGUCAGUGAGGCUGGAGUUUGACUAUUCUGAGGACAAGGGUGGUUGGGACAACCAGCAGGAAAACCCCCCUCCUACCAAAAAGAUAGGCAAAAAGCCAGUUGCCAAAAUGCCCCUAAGGAGGCCAAAGAUGAAAAAGACACCCGAGAAACUCGACAACACUCCUGCCUCACCUCCCAGGUCCCCCGCUGAGCCCAAUGACAUCCCUGUGGCUAAAGGUACCUACACCUUUGAUAUUGACAAGUGGGAUGACCCCAAUUUUAACCCCUUUUCUUCCACCUCAAAAAUGCAGGAGUCUCCCAAACUGCCCCAACAGUCAUAUAACUUUGACCCAGACGCCUGUGACGAGUCCAUUGAUCCCUUUAAGACCUCCUCUAAGACCCCCAGCUCACCUUCUAAAUCCCCAGCCUCCUUUGAGAUCCCAGCCAGUGCCAUCGAAGCCAAUGGAAUGGAUGGGGACGGGCUGAACAAGCCCGCCAAGAAGAAGAAGACGCCCCUAAAGACUGACACAUUUAGGGUGAAAAAGUCGCCAAAACGAUGUCCUCUCUCUGAUCCACCCUCUCAGGACCCUACUCCAGCUGCGACACCAGAGACACCACCAGUGAUCUCCGCGGUGGUCCACGCAACAGAUGAGGAGAAGCUGGCGGUCACCAAUCAGAAGUGGACAUGCAUGACGGUGGACUUGGAGGCUGACAAACAGGACUUCCCACAACCCUCGGACCUGUCUACCUUUGUAAACGAGACCAAAUUCAAUUCGCCCACAGAGGAGUUGGGUUACAGAAACUCCUAUGAAAUCGAAUAUAUGGAAAAACUUGGCUCCUCCUUACCCCAGGACGAUGACACCCCGAAGAAGCAAUCCUUGUACCUUAUGUUCGACACGUCUCAGGAGAGCCCCGUUAAGUCUCCGACCCGGAUGUCCGAGUCCCCGACGCCUUGUUCAGGGUCAAGUUUUGAAGAGACAGAAGCCCUUGUUAAUGCUGCAGCAAAAAUCCAGCGUCCUGUCUCACGAGGGCUAGCCUCCAGCCAAGAGCCACACUUACAGGUGCCAGAGAAGUCCUCUCAGCCAGAACUGGAGGCCAUGGCCCUGGGCACCUCCUCAGAGGCGAUUGAAAUCACAGCUCCUGAGGCUGCCUUUGCCUCUGCUGACGCCCUUCUCAGCAGGCUGGCCCACCCCGCCUCUCUCUGUGGUGCACUUGACUAUCUGGAACCCGACUUAGCAGAAAAGAACCCCCCAGUAUUUGCUCAGAAACUUCAGAGAGAAGCUGCUCACCCACCAGAUGUCUCCAUCUCCAAAACAGCCUUGUAUUCCCGCAUCGGGACUGCUGAGGUGGAGAAGCCGGCGGGCCUUCUGUUCCAGCAGCCAGACCUGGACUCUGCGCUCCAGGUGGCCAGAGCAGAGGUCCUAACCAAGGAGAGAGAGGUCUCGGAGUGGAAAGAGAAAUAUGAAGAAAGCAGACGGGAGGUGAUGGAGAUGAGGAAGAUCGUGGCCGAGUACGAAAAGACCAUCGCACAGAUGAUAGAGGAUGAACAGAGGGAGAAGUCAGUCUCGCACCAAACAGUGCAGCAGCUGGUCCUGGAGAAGGAGCAAGCCCUGGCCGACCUGAACUCCGUGGAGAAGUCUCUGGCCGACCUUUUCAGGAGAUACGAGAAGAUGAAGGAGGUCCUGGAAGGUUUCCGCAAGAAUGAAGAGGUGCUAAAGAAGUGUGCACAGGAGUACCUGUCCCGCGUGAAGAAGGAGGAGCAGAGGUACCAGGCCCUGAAGGUGCACGCGGAGGAGAAGCUGGACAGGGCCAAUGCUGAGAUCGCCCAGGUUCGAGGCAAGGCCCAGCAGGAGCAGGCCGCCUACCAGGCCAGCUUGCGGAAGGAGCAGCUGCGAGUGGACGCCCUGGAAAGAACGCUGGAGCAGAAGAAUAAAGAGAUAGAAGAACUCACCAAGAUCUGUGAUGAACUGAUUGCCAAAAUGGGGAAAAGCUAACUUUGAACCAAAUGCUGGAACUUGACCGUCACGUGCAAUAUGGCCGUGGGCGCACUGCCGUCCUUCCACCCACACGGACAGGCUCUGUUUUCACUUUUCGUAUGCACUACUGUAUUUCCUUUCUGAAUAAAGUUGAUUUGAUUGUAUGCAGUGCUAAGGAGACUAUCAGGAUUUCUUGCUAUUGGUUUGCAUUUUCCUAGUAUAAUUCAUAGCAAGUUGACCUCAGAGUUCCUGUAUCAGGGAGAUUGUCUGAUUCUCUAAUAAACACAUUGCUGACCUUGGUCUUGCCCUUUGUACACAAAUUCCCAGGUGAGCAGGUUUGAUUUAAUAUGAACAUGUACAGCGUGCAUUGGGACUCUUGCCUUAAGGAGUGUAAACUUGAUCUGCACUUGCUGAUUUGUUUAAAAAAAAAAAAUGCAUGUUUCAAAUAAAAUUCUCUAUUGUAAAUAAAUUUUUUUCUUUGGAUCUUGGCAA